Molecule: messenger RNA, 1873 nt
Organism: Gastrolobium bilobum
Lineage: Eukaryota; Viridiplantae; Streptophyta; Magnoliopsida; Fabales; Fabaceae
Product: protein PHYTOCHROME KINASE SUBSTRATE 1-like
Exons: 2
Coding region: 315-1697 (460 amino acids)
Biological process (GO): phototropism
Source: RefSeq, a predicted model, not a curated record
AUUUUGAAUUCUCUCUUGCAUCCAUUUUCUUUCCCUGUGUCUAGGCUUUAGCCUUACCAUCACAUAACAUAAGUUUUCCUUUCAAGUUUGCUCCUUAAACACCAAGAGAGUUUUUCCAUUUUCUUAGAGCCCAUUUGUACUUGAACUUCUCAAAAUAUUAAUUCUUUACUUCCAAGUAUUGUAGAGUCUUUUGUCUUCAUCUUCCUCAUUUUCUUUCUCUGAUUUGGUUCCUUUUGCCUGUUCUUCUAUUAACCUGUUCUGUUGGGCCAUUUUCUCCUUUUGUCUGUGUACUCAAAACUUAAUUUCCUUUGACUAUGGUUACCAUAUCAUCUAGUGCCAAUAGAAGCCUCCAUCGGUUGCAAUCUUUCAACUCUGAGAACAACAACAACCACCACCACCUCGGUGAUGCCAUUUUCUCUCCAUACUUGAAUAGCAAGGAAUGGACCAUUGUAGGAAAGCUUGAUGAAUCAAGCCAAAAACUUAGUCCCUUUAUAAGCAACAGAAAGUCUCCUCUUCAUCAGGGAGAAAAGAUGGAAGACAGUGGAGAAAUUGGAGUAUUUGGGGCUGACAAAUACUUCAAUGGAGUAGAGGUUGAGACCCCAAGAGCUGCAAACAUAGCUGCUACAAAGUACCUGCAUCAGAGAGAUGAACUAAUAGCUGUGGAAACUAGAAAGUGCAAAGUUCAGUAUGGAACUCCAAGUGUUCGCUCGGAAUCAACUUGCAACAGCCAAAGUGCACUAUUACAGAGGGAAUUGAGGAAUGCUUCAAAGAACAGAAAAGAUAAGGUACGGGCAAAGAGUUUUUUCAGAUGCUCUUGUUCUGAUAAGAAUUCUGUUGAUGUUAACGACCAUGAAGGUGAAAUCAGUUUUCACAAAGCUGCUACUUAUGGUGCAGUUCAUGGCAAAACAACACCAAAAACUCUCUUCAAUGCUGGUUUAGAUGCUAAUCAUACAGUUAAAAUAAACAAGCCUAAUGCAGGACUCUUGAUCAAUGAAGAUGUUUACUUCCAAAAUGAAGAGAAGUUGAGUCUUGUCAAAAUGCAACAUCAACAAGAGGAAGAAGAGAAGGCAAGGCAAUCACUGGAGGUGUUUGGCUCCCCAAUAUUGAAGAACAAGAGCAAGUCCUUGAGCUUAGAUAAAAGGUUGACAAUUCCCUCUAGGGAUGCUGCUUUUAAAAUGGAAGAAAUUGAUUCAAACUACAAUGAUGCUGCUAGUGAUGCAAGUUCAGACUUAUUUGAGAUUGAGAGCCUCAAAGGCAAAUCCAACUCCAUCCUUGUUAAACAAACAUCAGAUGCUGCUUCAGGCUGUGUCAGCUCCCCAAAUUGUUAUGCACCAAGUGAGGCAAGCAUAGAAUGGAGUGUGGUCACUGCAAGUGCUGCAGUAUUGUCAGAUUGUGAAGAACAAAUGUCCGAGGUAACCAUAAGGAGUCCAAUAAGGACAUCAUUUACUUCAUCAAAUGGAAAAACAAAAGCUAGAAAAGAGAUGCAGAGGAGGGGUCCUAGCAUAUUGUUGGGUUGCAAGAGCCACAAAGCUGUUGGAGUUGCUGGUGAUGCCUUCAUAACAUACGAGAAUCCACAGCGUCGUAACAGGACCAAUACCUCUCAGGUCACAAGGUUUCCUGCAGAGACAAAGCUAGGAAAUUUUGGUGCUUAUGCCACAUCUCACUCACCACGUGCUUCAAAAUUACAAUAUAUUUAGCAGUAGUUUGAGAUUCUUUUUUUGUUCAAUUAUAUAUAAGGAUAGUAGAUGUCUACAAAGCAAAAGAGAGAAUCUUAUGGGCUAUCAAAUCCCCACCCCAAAUUAAGGUGUCUCUUGUGUAUCCCUUUUAUUAAUCUUGUAGUGUUCUUCUGUGUGCUUUGAUAUAUUAAUAUAUA